AUGGACUACUUCCUCGACAAGGAGCGCAUGCCCUCCUUGCUCGCUCCCUUCUUCACCCUCUCCUACCCAGUCGCUACCCCAAACGACCCAGACUGCUUCCCCAACGCGACGUUCUACGAUAUCGGCUACGCCGACAUCUGCUUCGUCGUCUCCCUCAUCGCCCUCCUCGCCGUCCUUCGCGACGGCUCGCGUCUCCUCGUGCUCGAACCCUUCGCCAACUGGAAGCUGACACGAGACUGGAGACGUCGAAACGAAAACCCGAAACCAUUCGCGAACGGCAAGUCGAACGGACAUGCUGCCAGCGCAAACGGUUCGGCCAAGUCCCUCGAGCAGAACGGUGUAGGUGAACGCUUGCAGCUCCGUACAGAUUCACCAGAGGGACGCCAUAUACACCGGAGCACGCUUCGCUUUGCAGAGCAAGGCUGGCUGACUGUCUACUAUUGUUUCUCCUGGUCUAUGGGGCUCUACGUUAACAUGAACCUUCCCUCCGACUUUUGGUCCGGCUACCCCCACAUACCCCUUCCAGGCCCAGUAAAACUCUACUAUAUGAUGCAGACCGCAUUUUACUUUCAUUUGCUUCUCGUCAUCAACGCGGAGGCUCCACGGAAAGACCACUGGCAGAUGAUGACCCACCACGUUAUCUCCUGUGCGCUCAUCAUCGCCAGUUACGCGUACAACUUCACUCGCGUCGGCUGUCUGAUCAUGGUCCUCAUGGACUGGUGCGACAUCGUCCUCCCCCUCGCCAAAAUGCUCCGAUAUCUCUCCCUCCAAGUCGCAUGCGACAUCACGUUCGGAAUCUUCCUCAUCUCCUGGGUGGCAACCCGCCACAUCCUCUUCAUCAAAGUCAUCAUCUCCGCCUACUCCGACGCGCCCCGUCUCAUCCCCUUUGACUGGAUUCCGGAACGCGGGUAUUACCUCACGCACGACGUCUAUGUCAUCUUCGUCUCGCUGCUCGUUUCUCUCGAGAUCAUUCAAAGUAUCUGGUCCUACCGUAUUUUCGCUAUCGCAUGGCGCGUGGUCAUGGGUUAUGGAGCGGACGACGAUCGUUCAGACGAAGACGAGUAA
Molecule: messenger RNA, 1065 nt
Organism: Stereum hirsutum FP-91666 SS1
Lineage: Eukaryota; Fungi; Basidiomycota; Agaricomycetes; Russulales; Stereaceae
Product: longevity assurance proteins LAG1/LAC1
Exons: 4
Coding region: 1-1065 (354 amino acids)
Biological process (GO): ceramide biosynthetic process
Cellular component (GO): membrane
Molecular function (GO): sphingosine N-acyltransferase activity
Source: RefSeq, a predicted model, not a curated record